AACGCCCCGGCCCCGGCUCUGGUGCUGCGUUGUGUAGAUGUAUGUAUCUGGAGCAUGGCUGCGACUGUUUUGAGGGUGAAGAGGAAGCGAGGGCUUGACCCUGCCGAUGCACUCUUGCUGGCUUGCAAGCGUCUAAGACCUGAACAGGGAUCAGAGAAAGCCGAGGAACCAGCUGCCCAAACCGGGGACCCCCAGAUACACAGUUCUGUCUUUAAACUCGCCGCUACUGUCUCAUCGCAGGAUGCUCCGGUGCAGAAGCACGUCCGGGAGGCUUUGUCAAGAGACCGUGCCAUCCAGGCCCUGCGGCCCUCAUCUGGGAGCUCCAAAAGGAUUCUGGGAGAGCUGCGCGCAGCCAAGAGGGAGAGCAGGCAGGAGGGCCGCUAUCGCGUGCUGUCUAGCCAUCGGGCCGGCAUUGCCAGAGAGAUGCCAGCGUCCCCUGGCGAAGAGGGCAGCAGUGCGGAUGCACAACCGCAGGGCGACGGUGCACAGGGUUCCACUCUUGCGCUGGACCGCGGGGAGUUCCAGGUCUUUGACAUCGUUCAGGAAGAGGAAGAGACAGACACUGCAAAUCCAGUGCCCUCUGACCCCGAGACGAUCCUGUGUAACUCUGUGAAGCUGAUCCGGGAGAAGCUGACUGUGUCGGACUACGGAGCCGGGGCGGAGCACCGCGAGAAUGAGAGCCAGUACGUUUACGAUAUUUACUACCAGGAGACUGCGACGCCAGGCUGGAUCCAGGAUAUCCUGUCUGUCAGACCCUGUUGUCAGGAGAACGAGCUGGUCCCUGAGGAGGAUCCACAAGGGCAGGAGGUGUACGAGGAUGAGGAUGAUGAGAAUGACGAAGGGAACUGGAGGAACGAGUAUCCCGAGGAGGAAGAUGACGACGAUGAGGAGAGAGGGCACAGCGACAGAAGUGAGGGUGACUCUGAUGAAUAUGAAGGGGUGCAGAGAUACGGUAGGAGGUCAUGGGACCAGUACCAGCAGGACGUCCUGCGGGAAUUUGAUUACCAGGGCGAGAUGGGGAACUUUGACUCUGACUGACUCCACCGAAAUAUCAUUCGAACUGUGCGAGCAUGGGAAGUUGCUGCGUUUUGAUUGGAGGGGAAACUGCACUCCUGUGUAGGUGGGGGGAGGGGGUGAUUUGGCACUUGUUUUGCAAAAUGCAUGCAAAUUGAUGCCCUGUUGCUCCGGAAGCUCUUGGGGUGUUUUUUCUGAACAGAUAGCUAUACUGUAUAUAUUAAAACCUGGACUGUAAAUACAUAUUUUUUAGUAAAGCUAUUUAUCAAUA
Molecule: messenger RNA, 1285 nt
Organism: Polyodon spathula (Mississippi paddlefish)
Lineage: Eukaryota; Metazoa; Chordata; Actinopteri; Acipenseriformes; Polyodontidae
Gene: slc7a6os
Product: solute carrier family 7 member 6 opposite strand
Exons: 5
Coding region: 55-1038 (327 amino acids)
Biological process (GO): developmental process
Source: RefSeq, a predicted model, not a curated record